AUGGCGUGGACGGGGUGGUGUCGGCGGCGACGGUGGCGAAGGACAUGGCGCGGACGUUCCCUGAGCUGCGAGGUCGGACUGAUGGUGGGCAUCGGCGGCGGCAUUCCCAAUCUGGCUCGCGGGGUAGACAUCCGGCUGGGGGACGUGGUGGUGAGCAUGCCAGACAAGACGUGGGGUGGAGUGGUGCAGUUUGACCAUGGCAAGGCAGAGGACGGCGGGGUGUUUGUAGUCAAAGGACAGCUCAACCAGCCGCCGGAGAUGCUGCUACGGACGCUGUCGCAGGUACAGGCGCGGCAUCGACUACGGCCUAGCAAGAUCAUCCAGUAUAUCGAUGAGGCGGUGGGGAAGAACUCGAUGUUGGAGGACAACGGGUUUGUGCGGCCCGAUGUGCCAGACCGGCUGAUGUGUACCGUUUGCCACACCCAUAUUGACAACGCCGCUGGCGGGUGUAACGGCGGGCAUCAACGCAAGGUACGGAAGAGCUCGGCGCCGGUGCUGCAUUACGGCAUCAUUGCCUCGGGUAAUGUGGUGGUGAAGGAUGCGGUGGUGCGCGACCGGCUGCGAGAUCAGUAUAGUGCGCUCUGCGUGGAGAUGGAGGCGGCCGGGUUGAUGAACGACUUUCCGUGCCUGGUGAUCCGGGGGAUCUGUGACUACGCGGACUCUUCUAAGAACGACGCGUGGCAUUUGUACGCGGCGAUGACGGCGGCGGCGUACGCGAAGGAGUUCUUGUUCUACGUGUCACCGGCACAGGCCAGCCAGGAGCAGCCGAUCCGUCAAGUCGUUGGCAUUCUUGACGCGGUGCAGCAGGCCACGCAGGCCCACGCUCAGGCAUUACAGGCUCAGGUGCGGCACUUUGAAAAUGAUGAACAUCGCCGCUGUCACCAAGCAUUCAAGACGAGUAACUAUGAAGAGCAGAAGGACAGGAACCCGGACCGGGUGGACGGGACGUGUCAAUGGGUGCUACAACACGAGCAGUAUCGGCGAUGGCACGACAGUGGAGGUAGUGGCCUCUUGUGGAUCUCGGCGGAUCCAGGAUGCGGCAAGUCAGUGUUGGCCAGGUCACUGGUGGAUCACGAGCUGCGAGGCUCAAGCAGGCACAGCAUCUGCUAUUUCUUCUUCAAGGAUAACGAGGAGCAGGACCGUCUCACCACGGCGUUGUGCGCGCUGUUACACCAGCUGUUGGCGCAGCAACGGCAGCUGAUCCGGCACGCACUGGCGAUCUACGACCCGAACAAGCCGGAGAAGGUACAAGACGAUGCGGCGGUGCUGUGGCGGACGCUAAUGGCUGCCGCACGUGACAGCGAUGCGCAGGACGUCACAUGCGUGCUGGACGCGCUGGACGAGUGUCGACCACAGGAUCGUGCUGAACUAAUCGAUAGGCUGGCGCGGUUCCAUCAAGACACACAAAGGCAGCCCAGCACAACACGUACUACGCGCUUGAAGUUUCUGGUGACGAGUCGACCGUACGAUGAUAUUCAGGAUGACUUUGAGCGCACGUUGCGAGACCUCCCUGCGAUUCGACUGCGAGGAGAGGAGGAGAAUGAGCAGAUCCGUGCGGAGAUCGAUCUUGUGAUCAAGAUGCGUGUCGCGGAGCUCAGUUCGAAUCUCGGACUGUCUGAGGUCGUGCGAGAUGGACUGCAAAACACGCUUCUUUGCAUGAAACAUCGAACAUACCUGUGGCUCUAUCUGGCCUUGGACGACAUUAAACCGCAACUAAAGAACAGUCGUCGACCGCAGCUGGAGUGCGUGAAGCAACUUCCGUCGUCGGUGGAAGAUGCGUACGAGAAGAUCCUCGGUCGGGUUCGUGAGUGUGAGAGAGCCAAUGCCCGAGAUAUUUUACGCAUUGUGGUGGGCAGUCGACGGUCACUUACGGUGCGGGAGAUGGCCAUUGCAUUCGGGAUCGCGGAUGGGCGCGCUCAGGGAGUGGCCACUCUGCAAGACGCACGUCUGGAGCCUCAAUGGGUGCAGGCCAGCCUUCGUCGGUGGUGCGGCUUGUUCAUUUUCUUCAACCACGACCGAAUCUUUCUCAUCCACCAGACUGCAAAGGAGUUUCUCUUAGCCGACACUCGCAUUUGCGAUCCCCCGUGUGGGUGGAGAUGGAAGCACUGUCUUGAUGUCGGUGAAACAGAGAUGCAGCUGGCACAGAUCUGUACGAAUCUGUUGAGUUUCCAGGAUGUCCGAUCUACCACUCGGGAAUUGACGAGGCGGCUCGAUCCCUUUUCACUGGUUGCGAGCGUGUUAGAGCAGGAUAAUGAGAAUGAAACGCUGGUGGCGUAUGCGGCAGAACAUUGGCCGUCACACUUCCGAGCGGCACAAAGUGUCGCUAAAGAGGGAUAUGUUGAUGAGGGAUAUAUCGAUGAGCUGACCCCAUUCUAUGAUGCUGGUGGUGACUUACGGCAGCUGUGGUUUUGUAUCUACUGGCGAGCAACCGAGCAGUACGAAAAAGAGCCAGCUGUUAACAACCUGCAGCUUGCGGGACUUCUAGGGCAUGUGCAACAGGUGGCUCGCACUUUGCAGUCAACGAGUUUAUAUGGUAUCAAUGAUGUUGAUGAAGAUGGCAACACAGCCUUGAUCUGGGCCAGCCGAUAUGGCCACACAGCGGUGGUGCAGAUGCUGCUGGACCAGGGAGCGGAUGUCCAUGCUCAAGGAGGCUACUAUGGCAACGCGCUGCAGGCGGCAUUAGAUGGUGGCUAG
This is a messenger RNA of Cyphellophora europaea CBS 101466, 2694 nucleotides long. RefSeq lists its product as uncharacterized. NCBI's taxonomy places the organism in Eukaryota, Fungi, Ascomycota, Eurotiomycetes, Chaetothyriales, Cyphellophoraceae. The transcript has 2 exons. Gene Ontology annotation, molecular function: catalytic activity; protein binding. Bases 1 to 2694 code for a protein of 897 amino acids. The record is from RefSeq and is a predicted model, not a curated record. Gene Ontology annotation, biological process: nucleoside metabolic process.